UUAUAACUAAUUAUCGUAUAUUGGAAAUAUACGGUCAUUUAAAUCGACUAGGUCAGAUCGGACCUUACGCAAAUAAGAGAACAGUAUGGUAACUCAUUAGCUUGGUAGUGAAUGAAAUCAAACAGUCUGAGAGGGCAACUUUUUGUCGGCAAAUGUUUUCAGUCAAAUUACUAGGGAAGAAAGUGCAACUCUCUCCAAAGAACAGCCCAAUCUGGACAUUGCAGGGUUUCUGGAACCAGAUAAGAAUGUCCUCAUCACACCCAGUGGCAGCGGUCUGUCAAGUGACUUCGACUCCUGAUAAAGAGGCGAACUUCGUAGCAUGCAAGCGAUUGGUCGAACAGGCCAAGGAAAGCGGGGCUAGCAUGGUCUUCUUGCCUGAAGGUUUUGAUUACAUCGGCUCGAACCGUGAAGAAACACUGCAGCUGUCUGAAAGUUUGGAUGGUGAUAUCAUCACUCGAUAUUCCCAACUUGCCAGGAAUUUGGACGUUUGGCUGUCUUUGGGAGGGUUUCACGAGAGAGGACACGACUGGGAAGCCGACCGGCGAAUCUACAACAGUCACAUCAUCAUUAACGGACAGGGUGACAUAGCGGCUGUGUACAGGAAGGGCCAUUUGUUUGAUGUGGAGCUGACAGGGAAGGGCGUGUCCCUCAAAGAAAGUUCUUUCACCAUCCCAGGCCCCAGCCUGGUCCAGCCAGUCCAGACACCCGUCGGCAAGGUGGGUCUUGGCAUCUGCUAUGACCUACGUUUCCCUGAGUUGUCAUUGGCGCUGCAGAGGCAGGGCGCAGAGAUUCUGACCUAUCCGUCAGCCUUCACCGUGGCAACAGGCACCGCCCACUGGGAGGUGUUGCUACGUGCCAGAGCGAUUGAGACCCAGUGUUUCGUCCUCGCUGCCGCGCAAGUAGGAGCGCAUCACGAGAAACGGACGUCGUACGGCCACGCUCUAGCCGUGGAUCCGUGGGGCGUGGUCGUGGGCGACUGUGGGGGUACAGAUAUGGGAGUGGCUCUAAUAGAGAUUGACUUGCAGAAGUUAAAGGGCAUCAGGAGAGACAUGCCAGUGCAACGACAUCGAAGAGAACCUGGUUUUUACAGCAGCCUGGACUGAAAUCAACUGGAGUUUUUUGGGGAUAGUUCUCUGUGUAGAUUAAACAGUGUUUUAAAAACGUGUUAGAAAAGAUCAGAAUGAUAUCGCAACUGCACAUCACAACUGUUUGGUUUGCCCUAGCACUUAAUGUGAAUGAGAUUUUAUAUGGAUUUUUUUAAAUAUUGGGAUGUAUUUGCUAGACGCAAAUAUUAUGUAUUGAUCAGAUACAGGACCAAACGGAUUAAACUUUGAGCUAUUAACUUUGAGUUAU
Messenger RNA from Chanos chanos (milkfish), 1353 nucleotides. It is a transcript of the gene nit1, whose product is annotated as nitrilase 1. The coding region runs from base 153 to 1103 and encodes 316 amino acids. The record is from RefSeq and is a predicted model, not a curated record. Gene Ontology annotation, molecular function: hydrolase activity, acting on carbon-nitrogen (but not peptide) bonds, in linear amides. The transcript has 6 exons. Lineage: Eukaryota; Metazoa; Chordata; Actinopteri; Gonorynchiformes; Chanidae.